Didymodactylos carnosus is the source of this 472-nucleotide messenger RNA. NCBI's taxonomy places the organism in Eukaryota, Metazoa, Rotifera, Eurotatoria, Philodinida, Philodinidae. The record is from the annotation of a GenBank genome assembly.
AUGUCAAACAGUUUUCAUCCCGAAGAUUAUGAGAAUGAAUUAGCUCGUAUACAAGAGCAGCUGACACAAGAACAAAUUCACGACCUAGAGCGAAGUUUUCGACAGAACCGUCGUUCAAGUAUGCAUGAACUAACUCUUCUCAGUAUCAAGUUGAGUUUGAGUUGGGAUAUGGUUCAUGUAAGUUUAAUUUUAGAGUUACUAAACGUUUAUUAUUUGGCACGCGUAAGGCUGGUAUUGACUAGGUGUAUAUGUGGUAGAUUAGCGGUGAACAAAAAACAUGCUGCUGCUCUGUACAAAUGUAGUACCUAACACCUUUUAGCUGAAGUUCUUUUAAACACUGCUGGGGUUAACUCACUGGCAAAACAAUACAAGUUAAAAAGAUGAUUGAAAAAAGUAUUUGAAAUCAGCAUUUUUGAUACGUUUUGCAGGAAAUCUAACGGUCUUUAAGGAUCUGCACUAUACUAGUUUGCAA